This is a messenger RNA of Mixia osmundae IAM 14324, 159 nucleotides long. RefSeq lists its product as uncharacterized. NCBI's taxonomy places the organism in Eukaryota, Fungi, Basidiomycota, Mixiomycetes, Mixiales, Mixiaceae. The record is from RefSeq and is a predicted model, not a curated record. Bases 1 to 159 code for a protein of 52 amino acids. The transcript is spliced from 3 exons.
AUGUCUAAGAUCGCUACUGCCAUCUGCAUUGCUUUCGCCUGCCUUGCCAUGGCUUCGCCGACAGCACAAUCGCAAGCCAUUGGCGCAGAUAACAGCAGUGGCGAGGGAGGCUGUACACGCAUGUCGAAUGGCGGCUGGCGAUGCGUGCCGUCCAAAUAG